GUGUUGAGAAAGCGUAGUCAUUCAUAUCAUUUUAGCUAAUUUGCCGGUUUUAGAUCCUGAUAUUAUGUAAGCCUAACGGUAUAUUUUUAAAUCAAAGACAUGAAAUGAUUUCUUAAAUGUUAUUCAAUAUUUACAACGAUGAAAAAUCAUUGAUAAAUCGUACCCUCAAUAACUCGUGUAACCCGAAAACGAAAGUAGAACUGUGAGAAUUUCAGAAUCCAAGGGACAAGACGUCACAAGAGUCGUGUGAAGUCAAAAAACCGUCAUAAAUUGCAAGGAUUUUGAUAUAAAUCACAAGAAGAAAAUUUGUGUAAUUAGUGGAAAUGGCAGGAAGAAGUUAUGAACUCCAGAAAUUCAGUGGUAAAGUUCUGAUAGUGAGAAACCAAGUCUAUCACAAAGUUCACAUUGAGGAGAGUAAGCGAGACAAGGAUUGUGGCACAUGUGAUAAAGAAACCAGAGGAUUAAAGGAAUUUAUGGAAAGUAUAAAGGAGGAGGAUAAAAAAGUUAAAAACUUGGUGGAGAAAUUCGAAAAGUUGGGUUUCACAGACAUAUAUGGUGGCACAGAGAGCUUUGUUCGAAAGGAUAAGACCAAGAAGGAAAUUAUUAAAUUAUUGGAAGAAGUGGCCAAACAGGACUUCAAAGAUUACUAUUGUUUCAUCUGUGUGAUUUUAUCCUUUGGAAAAGACGGGGUGAUCACCUGCAUACCGGAUAGCGAUCAGUCGGCCAAAAAACAAACCCCAAGCAUGCAGCUCCCUGUGUCAGAGCUUCAGGAGUGUCUAAAGGGAGACAAAUGCAAAGGUCUCCUUAUGAAGCCCAAAAUCUUCAUGUUACAGUUAGAGGAUGUUCCAACCGACACACCAGACGAUAUUGGUGAUCACGAAGCUGCAAGGGUCAAACCAAUUAAGAUUCCUAGGGAAGCAGACUUCCUCAUCUAUAAUUGUGAAACACAGUAUGCAAUUGAAGCAUGGACUGAUGGUCUGGACAGAUAUGUGAAUGAUAAAGAUCCCAUGGAGAUACAAAAGCUUCUGGUCAGGAUGAACCACAUUAUCCGCUCACGCAAUGUUAAAGUGGGCAUGAGUUCGCUUCCAGUACCUUGUGUUACCUCCCUUCUGACCAAAGAGGUAUACCUGGGGAAAAAGUUAGAUCAACCUGUACCUUCCUGAAUCUGCGUACUUAAUGCAGAGCAUUUGAUGAGAAUCAAAACUGUUCAGUUGCUAACCUUUUUUUUUUUUUUAAACAUUUCUUAGUUACGUUGUUCCAAAAAAAAUUCAACAAUGAAUUUCCCACAGAAAUGUCCAUGAUAUACAUGAUGAUGUUAUGUCUGAAGAUUAAUGAAAUGUUUACUGGUCUCUAAAUGUUUAGACUUGUUUUUCUAAAGAGCUGCUGUUAACCUGAAGUAUCUAGUGUGUAUCCAUUUGAUUUCCUUCAUGCAUAAUCUGAGAGUUUUGUUAAAAUCCUUUGUCUUUUAAAGUCAUUGGUGCUCCAUUGGUAGUUUCAUUGGCAAAUCAAGAGUAAUGAAAGCCAAAAAUGUGUUAAUUAGAUAUAUAAAUCGAAAGUAUUAUUCAUUGUUGUAUACUUUAUUACAGUGUAUAUGAUAAUUUAAUACAGUACUAAAGUUUUUACAAAUUCAGACAAUUUAUGAAAUAUGAUAUUUUCACAGUGUAGUCUACAUAUACAUGUAUAUCUCAUUUGUAUUGAAUUUCUGUCAGUAACUAGUUAUCAUACUUUUUCUCAUUUUGGCGAAUAAUUCAUGUACUUUUGAGUUUUUAAAAUUCAUAAAGGUUAGUUUUUAUAAUAAUAAUAAUAAUACCAUAUUUAUAUAGCACCCUUUUCAUACACUAUGUACGCUCAAAGGUGCUUUACAAUGCAUAUAUACCUUACAACAGAAUGUUAUACACAUAAUACAUAGAAAAUAAAUAAAACAUUAAAAGCUGUACCUAUCCUCAUUGUACAUAUAAAACAUGAAAACACAAGAUACCAUAAAUAUGCUAGAUAAGAAUAAACAUCAGUUUCAGGGCAUAUUAAAAUAAUAAUAAUAAUGAAAUACACACACGCACACACAGCAUACAAUGUCUCAGGUAUAAUACAUUAAUACAUACAAUUCCUUUUUUUUUUUUAUAAAACAUCACAAAAUGGUACUCGAAAGCUAAGGCACACAGUCUUUAGUUUUCACAGUUUUUUUGUGGAUUUUCGAUAUUUUACUGUUUAGUUUGAUUGCAAUAUCGUGGAUAUGGUACCUGUUUGUUAAAGCAUUAUAUAAGUUGUUUAUUUCAUUGUGGUUUGAAAUUUGUAGAAAUGUAGUACCUACAAAAAUUCAGUCCCCCCAAUAAUUCCACAGUAAAUCAGGUAUAUUUAAUUAGUUUCACAGCAUGCAAAACAAUUUCAAGUACAUUGUAUUACAAUCAAAUUUAUAUAUUCAAAGAGCUUUUGCCAAAAGAAAUACAUGUAUUUUUAUAUGUAAAACAAAUUUUAUAUGUAUUUUUUUUAGCUCACCUGAGCUUAAAGCUAAGUGAGCUUUUCGAAACAUCUUUUGUCUGGUGUCCUUCUGUCCAUAAACUGUUAACAUUUUCAACUUCUCUUACAGAACCACAGGAUAAUUUCAACCAAACUUGCCACAAAGCUUGCUUGGGUAAAGUUGAAGGGAAGUGUCACAUCCUUUUGAAGUGAUAAUUAAGAAUUAGUGAAAAUUUUGUGGCAUCUUUCAAAAAUUUUCUCCUCAAGAACCACUGUGUCAGUUUCAAUCAAACUUAGCACAAAUCAUCCUUUGACAAAGGGGAUUCAUGUUUGUACAAAUGAAGGGCUAUGCCCCUUCCAAGGGGAGAUAAUCAAGAAAAGGCAAAAAUAGGGUGGGGUCAUUUAAAAAUCUCAAAAACCACUGAGCCAGAAAAGUUGAAAUUUACAUGAAAGCUUCCUGAAAUAAUGUGGAUUCAAGUUUGUUUCAAAUUAUGAUUCCAGGGGGUAGGGUAGGCUAUUAUAGGAGAUCAAAGUUGUAUGUUGGAUAUAUAGAAAAAAUCUUUUAAAAUCACCUCAAAAAGAACAGGGCCCUGAUUAGUCAUAUUACUAUGCAAACAUCCCGAGGUAGUGUAGAUUCAAGUUUGUUCAAAUUGUGGCCCCUGGAAAUGGCUGAGGCUGCAAUAGGGGAUGAAAUUUUUGCUUAGGAGUGUAUAGGAAAAAAUCAUCUAAGAACAACAGGGCCAUGAUUAGUCAUAUUAAUAUCCAAGCAUUCCCAGGUAGUGCAGAGUCAAGUUUAUUCAUUUCAUGACCCCCACAGGUAGGUUGGGGCCACAAUAGAGGAUCAAAGUUUUGUAUAAGAAUUCAUAGGGAAACGUCUUUAAAAAUCUUCAUCUUAACAACAGUGGGGCCAUGAUUAGACAUAUAGAUAUGCAAGCAUCUGUAGGUAGUUAAAUUCAAGUUUGUUCAAUUCAGGGGCUCCAGUGGUAGGGUGGGGCAACAAUAGGAUAUCAAAGUUCUAGAUGGAAAUAUACAAGAAAUUAAUUAAAACAAAUAACAGGGCCACACUAAAUCAUAUCGAAAUACAAAUAUUCCCAAGUUGGAAUUCAAGCGUUGUUUUUUAUUUAGUUCUGACUGUGUACGAAACUUCAACUUUGCUCAUAACUUUUGAAUGAUGAGCGAGAACUCAUAUUUCUUAUGUGCAUUCCUUGUGAUAAGAUCUUUUUAUGGCACCAACAUAUUUACCCUUUUCACCUUGGAGUUCGACCUGCAUUUGAGAAAACCUAACCUAUUCAAUUUAUCCUUAAAAGGUGGAGCUUUCAUGUUUUGUAUAUAGAUUUCUUAUGGCAAGACCUUUCAUUUAUACUAAGAUCUUUGACGCUGUUACCUUUACUCCAACAUAGCAAGGUCAUAUUGGUAGUGAGGCAUCCCCAUGUUGUUUGAAUUCAAGUUCGAUUAUGUUGUGACCCUUUUGGACUAGGUUGGAGCCACAAUAUGACAUCUAAAUUUCAUGGGAAUAAAGAUUUGGGGAAAAAAUCUUUUGAAAAUCACAACAACAGGGCCAUGGUGACUCAGGUGAGUGAUAUUACCCCAAAACCUCUUGUUUACAACAAAUGUAAUAUUGCAGUCUGUGAUAGGAGAUACUAAAUUUUGACUUUCAUUCAAGAAAAUUUUUUCCAUUUUGCUUAAUCAGAGGACUGAAAUUUGAUAUUUUCUCAUAAUUUCAUUUUUUGUUUUUAAUUCUCUUUAUUCACAUGAGACCAAUUUUUUGGCCGAUUUCAUUUGAUAUUUAUAUUUCCAAUGUUUUUGCCUUUGAGAUCAUUUAAAAUUAUAAUGAUAGCCAUUUCCUCAUGAGUGAACAAUACAUAUUUGAAUCUUGAUAGAUAUAGUACAGUGUAUGUCUAUUUUUGCGACUUGGAAUUCUGACAAAAAUGAGAGUAGAUUGUUAAUACACGAAAUAACAUUUUCAAAUAUGAAACUUAUUUCUAAAAUGUCCUCCAGUCCUUUACUCUAAUUGACCGUGUUAUUUUGUAUACACAUGUAAAACUGAUAAUUUGUCAUCCUGUUUAUAAAUGUAUGCAUAUAUAAAAUAAUUAUUCCAUUGACCCUAAGAUAUAUUGACAUGGUUGCUCAUAAAGACAUGUGAUUAUCAACUGGUUCAUUAUAUUACAGCUGACAUCAAUGUUGAUGUUCUUCAUUAUUCUAGCUGUGAUGUAAACAAGAUCAACUGAGGCAGUUUGUUGCUUUUCUAUGCGUGAUCUAUAUUUUUUCAUAUUUCCUAUAUUUCCCUUCAAAUUGCCAAAGGGAUUGAAGUUUUCCAACAUUUUUACAAUACCAGUAUGCAGAAAAUCUGUUAAGAUUAUUUUUGCUACAAAUAGCGAUGAUAUUUAAACAACUAUGCAAUCUUUGUAAUAUAAGCAAAAAUGUACUGAAGUGUAUUUAAAUUUACAUUUACCAAUUCAAUGUUUUCUUGAUAAUAAAUCUAUGCUGUGUCAA
Messenger RNA from Ostrea edulis (European flat oyster), 4947 nucleotides. Its product is annotated as caspase-7-like. The record is from RefSeq and is a predicted model, not a curated record. Bases 324 to 1163 code for a protein of 279 amino acids. Gene Ontology annotation, cellular component: cytoplasm. Lineage: Eukaryota; Metazoa; Mollusca; Bivalvia; Ostreida; Ostreidae. Gene Ontology annotation, biological process: apoptotic process; proteolysis. The transcript is spliced from 5 exons.